Dracunculus medinensis (Guinea worm) is the source of this 4683-nucleotide messenger RNA. The record is from the annotation of a GenBank genome assembly. Lineage: Eukaryota; Metazoa; Nematoda; Chromadorea; Rhabditida; Dracunculidae.
AUGGUCAGAAAUGAAGUUAGAAUCGUUAAUCAGGAAAUACUUCUGAAGCAACUUUAUCGAACAGGCCAAUGCAGCAGUUUAUUAGUGGAAAAAGAUGGUGAAAUAGACAAAUCGGUCUUAAAUAAAGUUAAACAGAAUGAAACGCAACUCAUGAAGCAUUUCAUGCGCUGGAAUUUGCCAACAAAGCGGCAGAAAACUUCUGAUGAGAAUGAAGCUGACGGAUCUCUUUUACAUGGAGCCUCAUUCUACUUUUCUCCCGGUUAUUUCGCGUGUCCAGUCGUUUCAUAUCAUUGGUUUUUCAUUCAUCCUCGUCUUCGUCAUUCAAUUCACGGGGCAAAUCUUUAUUUAUCGAGUGGAUAUGAAAUACUAAGGCAACGUAUGGAGCAUUUCGCUGUACGAAAUCGUAGAAAUCUAUAUGUAUUCGGUGACAUAGAAGAAAAUAUAUUUUAUAUGCGUUUAUUUACCGAUGUUAAUGUUUUAAAGAAUGGAUGUAUCUUUGUACCGAAUAGUUUGCGACUUGAAGCUGAACAAAAGUUUCAAACUUCAGUUUUAUUAACGAUUCAUGGUGUUCGUAAUCCCGGUGAUAAACUACAGUCAUUAAUUCAAAAUCUGCAAAAGAAACUCGACUACAAAAUUUUAGAAGAAAUCGCAAAUACUUUUCGUAAAAAUCCGGAUUCUAGAUUAAUGGAAGACGAUAUGAAAUUCAUUCAACGUGACGCGAGCAAACCCGAUGCGGUCUUCUUUUGUACACUUCCAGUUUUCGUUGGUAAUUAUCUUGGUACACUUUAUUUCUAUCUCAAACAACAAAUCAUGACUUUUACGAGUAUCGCGAGAUUUCGUGAGAACAAGGGCAACAGUUCACGAAAAGUUUACUUCAGUUCUUAUUUAACUCCCGACAAUAGUUUUGGCGUAUCUGAUUCAUAUGUUCCGCAGUUCUUUAUCAUCAGUCGCCCGCCUGUUAAAGGAUCAUCUCUUGUCGGUUAUUUAGGUUUGGCUUGUUUGGAAGCUCGUAUUGUUACAGCACUUGGUCAAAUUUUGGUUGACAUGCCAUAUGCCAGCUAUAAUCAAGGGGCGCAUUCGACACUAAGUCCUGCCAGUAUUAAACUUCGUCAGUCUCAAAUAGAACGAUUUCACGAGCUUACACGUUGUAUCAAUACUGCAUUGCCUCUUCCUGAAUCACUUUCUGUUGAACGGCCUGGUAAUUUAAUAUAUCUUGUCCAGUUUAAUAUUUGGCAAAUUGGCGACGUUGGUAUUGUUUCUCUACAAUCAAGGUUUCGUCUUGCAGUGCAGCAGGCUCUUUGCGAUCUGGUGACAGAAUUCGGUUUAUUAUGUCAACCGAUUGUUGAUUUCGUAACUUCACCGAGUCCGCAAUCUGUUCGUACUAUAGCUCUUCCAUUGAACCGAACUGAUCGACUAUCAUCUCUUCGAUGCCGCUCAUCUGGUGAUGCUCCUCCUACUUCUCCAGUUAUUAAUUCUCAUUCUGUGCAAAUAACUACAAGUCCUACUGUGGAUUUAGUGCUUACAAUUCGUGAGCCAUUAUCAGCCAAUCGACUUAGGCCAUUAUCAUCAACAAUGUUUAGUUUUGAUGAUCCAAAAAAGGAUUCAGUUUCAUUUCCUCAGCAAUCCAAAAUUUUAUCCAGUGAUCACAACUCGAUUCUUUCGCUCACUAUUCCCACGAAGCACGAAAUAUCUGAGCAAAAUGGCAUUCUUAAUUCACAGUUCGUUACAGUAGCCUCUAAAUGGUUUGAUUAUGUUGUUUCUGAGGUGAAAACUGGUGAACAGCAAUUCUCAGUGAAAAAGCACCUAUUCCAUCUUGACAGCGACCCAUCUACUUGCAAGGUUUUAUUAUUUUAUUAUUUUGUUUUAUUCUUUCACUUGAGUGACGACGGGCGAAUUGUAAGUAUUGAUGGUGAAGAAAUUCAAUACAUCAUUUUGGGUUAUAAUCAGUAUUAUAUGGAUUAUUUUUCGAAAUUAGAGGAAAAUGGAGCUUCAUCACCUUUUUUGGAUGAUUUUUUAUGUAAUAAAAAUAACUUUUCGCGCUUUUUACCACAAAUCUUUCCUUUUGUGCCACGUCAACGAAUGGUGUUUUUUAUUGCUCGUGGUGCUGUUGCUUGUUUGUAUUUAUAUAAUUAUUCGGCUGAGUCAAGCGAGCAGAUUUACAAAUUAGUCGCAUCCGCAGCUGCAUGGCACAAUGCGAAAUCACGAUUAUUACGUGAAAUUGGACUGCAUAAAAUGGGCAUUACUCAUCUUGGUGGUUAUGUUUUACCGAACGACAAAGGAUUAGUAUGGUUAAAUGCUGAGCUUCUUGCGAAAGAUAAAGUACCGGAGGAUGGUCUGGCACAGUUCGAUGAAAGGUUUGCUUAUUUUAUCCUUGCGCAAAAUCGCGAUUCAACAGCAGAAGAAACUCGUGUGCGUAUGAAGCUUUAUCGGCAUUCCGACACAGCCUUUUUGGCUAUGAAUCUGGUGACGACAUUCUUCGAAAAUCAAAGCCAACAAAUGUGUAUACUUGAUACGAGGAUUCGAGCGAUUUUUCGUGAUAAACUUCAAUUUCGUCGAAUUCAUCAGUCAUUAUUAAGCGAUAAUGUGAAAAUUUCCGAAGCUGAUCUUCUACAAAUAACAUCACAUAGCCGUGAGGUACACUUUGUUCGAUCACCACUUCUUUUUUUUCCGGCCUGGAGAAAAAAAAUCGCCGAAAUUAGAAGAGGGACAGAUGAUUAUGCGAACCUAUUUCAACCACUGCUUCCGCAAGGUGUUUCUUCUAGAAGAGCGAGUGGGUCUAGACUCUCGCGGCAUGAAGUACCAUUUAAAGCCAUGAAGAUUCGUUCGAAUACACUAUCGGUUUUGCAUGAUGGAUCUCAAGCUAAUCAAGUGGUAUAUACAUAUCGAAGAGCAGAAAAAAAUGAUCCAUGUUUUCUAAAAAUUCAGUUUAUGCUCGUUCAGAGCUAUGUUGCAUACGCUUUGAAGUUGGGACUUGUCCUUUUGGAUGUUACUGACAUCGAGCAAUCAAAGGGUAAAGGAAACCGUUAUUCACUGAAUUUCGAUACACAAGUAAGUAGAUUUUGUUUCAGUUGUAAAAAAACUCAAAUUAUUGUCUUUCAGUCCACGAAAUCACCUCCUGAAAUUUGGAUGGCUAAAGUUUCCACUUGUGGUAUUAUCUUCGUUAAUUUGACAUUCGUUGAUGCAUAUUUCAGUUUACGAGUUCUUAUGUGGAGUUGUGUGCAGUCUUAUAAUAUUUUAAACUUUGAAAUUGAUACUCAGUUUUAUGAUAAGUAUGAGGGUGAACUUGAAGCUCUAAAAAAUGACAUUGUACUCAAAUGUCACUUUCAUUCAUUCACCUACGACUUUCAUCUGCGCAUGGUUGCAACAUAUUUAGUUGGUGGGCACCAGGUGUUGUUUGACCGUGGAUACAAUACGAAUGCUUUUUUAAUCGAUUUCCUGCAAUAUUACGGUUGUCGACCUCCUUAUACUCGUAACUGUAUAUACGAAGAAAAGGUGUGCCUUUUUUUCGGUAACAUGAGGUCUUCAUUUUCUCUUUUAUUGCUUGUAUUUCAGGUUGAAUACUCUGGCUUAGAAGUUGACAGUGAUCUUGUUUGGGAGCACUUUCUUUCCGAGAAGAAUGGCGAAUGGCGAGUUGUCGAGUUGCGAGAUGAUCGUAAUAAAGAUGUUAUAGAUUCUGAUCGUUAUAUGCUAGUUUCAGAAGAACAAAAGGAACUGUUUGCUCUAAAUUAUUGUGAAGUUCGUGGAAUUCUUCGUGAAAGUCGAGCAUCUAGUGAAAAAUCUUGUCUAACGCUCAAAUUCUACGUGAUUUUAGUUUCUCAUGAAAGAACUGAUCCUUUCAUUGAAAAUCUCGAUUACGAUUCGCAAAAUUUGGAUUGUGGUGAAUUUAAAGAAUUAGAAGGACUCAAUGGAAGCACGGAAAACGAGGAAAGUAGCGUUUCCCAACUCGACACUGAUUCGGAAUCAAUAGCCUAUGAAAAAUGUGAAAGAAGGCGUUAUCGUAGCGGGGGAAGCAGUUCUGUUGUAUCUGCUUUAGAAUUCAAUAGGCGAUUAUCGAAUGAAACACCUAUAGCAUCGGAGUAUUUGCCUCUUUUUAGUGGGGAGUGUUGCCGACUUUCAAUUCAAUAUAAUGCUCCACGUAGACAUCGAAAAGUAUUAUGUAAACGACAUGGGUCAAAAAUUCCAGUUGAUACGAAUAUCUUACUUCCAAAAGAACAAGUUAUCUAUGUUCACUUUCUGAGCGAACGGCAGAAAAAACUUCAAGAAGAAUUAGAAGAUAGCGUUUUGCAUUACAAAAGAAGGCUUCAAAAAUUGGUUGAAGAUGCAUCUUGGCAUUGCUUGAGGGAUGAAUUGUGGCGAAAUAUGAUUGAAUGGCCAUCAAAACAGAAAGUAGAACCACUAGCUGGACCAAGGAAAAUUUUCGAAAAUAACGCUGAAGCAUCAUUUGCUCUUCGCUCAAUUAUCUCUUCGAAUUUGACUGUUAACGAUAUCGAUAAAUUACUGAGUUACGUUAAAGUGAUAUCCAUCAUCGAUUAUGAACCGAUGAUUGAUGCUUUAACAUCUGAUAUAAAUGUUGAUUCUUUCUUCAAAUACCUCUGCUUACAUUUUGGCGAGAAGAACUGCAGAUAUUUUUAUUCUCCGCUGAAGAAAGUGAGUUUUAAUUCUUUUUUUUUUCUUUUGGAUUAA